Schistosoma guineensis is the source of this 2103-nucleotide messenger RNA. The record is from the annotation of a GenBank genome assembly. Lineage: Eukaryota; Metazoa; Platyhelminthes; Trematoda; Strigeidida; Schistosomatidae.
UGUUGAUAGACCUCCUAUUCUUAAUACUGAGGUCUGAAAGUUGCGGCUAUUGUAAAAUGAAGGUCAAAUUGAAAAAGAAAAGUGCGAAAAAUGAGGAAGAAAACGAGGAAAUGUAUGUCAGAUUAGGAGAUGUACCUCUGGACAUAUUACGGUAUAAUAUAUCGAUGCAAUCAGGAGUGGAACGAAAGGAAACUCGCAAAUCCCUACUUCUCAAAAUGGGCGCUAAGAAACCGAAAAACCCAUACAUUAAUUACAAAGAACUCAUGCAGAAUAAGGCAAAGGCUAAGGCCGAGGCUGAAGCGUUUGCUUUCGAUCGCAGUGCUAGUUUCGUCAACAAAAAGCUCCCUUUAAAGCAGGCAAAAAAGAAACGGAAAAACCAACAGAAAGACAGACCAAGAAAAAAAAUGUUCAAAGUUGAGCAACGGUGACGAUUUCUAGAAUAAUCUGGAUAAACGGACUGACAUUUUAUAACCUUCUCAGAGAACAAAACUCCAUCAAAAUCAUCCACCUGAGCUACAAAUCAUCUCCACCAUCUCACAACUCAUUCAAAUAUUAAAUUUCCCUAAGUCGUAUAUACGGAAAUACAUACAAGUAAGUCUCUACAGAACCGUCUUGACCUAAAUAACAUGAUAUUAUUAUGAUCAGAUCUUUUGAUAGUACCAAAAAUAUUCUACAUUAUUUCCUUCUUACUAUUUAAGUUUGUAUUAAUUUAAUUUGGUGAUUUAUUUUCUGAAGAAGCAACUUAUACUAAGUUGAGAAACACCAGAAAUUCAGUUUUCUACUAAUUGAGAUUUUACAAAAAUUUCAUUAAUUCUGUUAUUUGUCAUAAGUUUUAUGUUUUAUUUGAAAUUAAUCCUUAAAUCGUUUCGAUAAUGGUUAUGUAUCAUCUAUUCAUGAAGGAUAAACACAUCGCUUAUAAGUCAAAAGGUUUGUUUUGAAUAUUUUCAAAUUUUCAUUCAAACAAAUCACUGAUAAUUGCAUAACAAUAAACUUUUAGUAAGUGAAUAUUUUGUUAAAAGUAAGCGACUGAGUGUUUGCUAAGUUGAUUGAAUUGAGUUCAGUGAUUCUGUCAACAUGGUUUAAACACUGCACAUUUAUCUGGUAUUCGAAUUACUUACAUAAUACAACAUUUGGAAGGAUAUUCAAACAAAUUUAUUGUUGUUGAAUUACCUUAGUAAUUGUACAGAUGGUUAAUUUUACUUUAAAACAUGUUUGUUUGAAGUUGUUGUCAUUAAACUUGAUGAACUGCCCCUACUUCAUGUAAAGUUGCAGAGAUAGGACAGGAUAGACGAUUUCAGACUGAACAUUGAAAGGAAACUCGUUUAAUUAAAUAGUUGGUGACUACACAUUGUCGAUAAACUAAUAGUUAAAGUAAACUAUAAUGGUUUGGUUAAAGAUAUCACUCAUAAAUAUUAUGUGGGAACUUGAAAUCGACGACUUGAAUGCCUCCUCAUAGAUUGUGUUGAAUAAACAAAACCCAUCGUAUAUUACAUGCUUGAAGUUGGUUGAUGCAAAUUGGAAAGUUUGAAAAACUCAUCAUUCAAAAAAAUUAUAUAUAUGAUGAGAUUUGUCAAUGAUUGAUGGUGAUGGCAACACUUAUAUCGAAGGUCAUCAUUAUUAUUGAACAUUAAUCCUAAUUUCUUAAGUUAUUGAUUUAUGUAGAUGUUUGACAGCUCAAUGGAUAACGCGUUGGGAGCUUGAAGCGAAAGUGACUGGGUUCAAAUCUCAGCGUGAACAUCAGCAUACCAAGAUAUCCAUCCAACGAGUCUCAAACAGAACAAAAUGCUCGUUCUGUAUUGCACUGCUAGCCAUUACCAAUAUAUUCUAAAUUAUCUAAACUAAAUUUUCAUUACAAUUUUGGUAAGGAGAAUACACCUAAUCAAGUAACUAUACAUUGAUUCAAACUGAUAACCAAAAUCCACCUGUUCUAAAUAACUCGUGACAUAGUGGCGCUAUCGAGGCAAUCGACAUAAGAUGUACAUGUAUCAACAAAGACUGAUCGAAAUUCAGUUUCCGGACAACCGAAACCCUUCCUAAUAAUGAUGUAAUUUUGAUGCAUUUUAUUACUCCUUCUUCACUUAAAAUCUGACAUUUUAAGCAUUU